AUGAUUUUGUUAACUAGGACAAAAAUUAAGGGGGUUUCUUUCGCAAGCAUACAAAGAAGAACCCACAGUAGACUGGUAAACCCCAUAAGGCAGCAACACCAACAGAUCACCAAGCAAAGGAGCUCCAAGAUUUUUAAGAACGUGCAUUUCUAUGACUUCAGGUCACUGCCCAAAGUGCCCACGACACAAUACUUAGAAGCCAGGGAGCUAACUCGAGAUAUUCUAUACAGCGGAUACAGACCGGUUAUGUAUCCGGUGAAGGAGAACCCGCUAUUCAGAGACAAGAAGAAGAAGUCCUUGCAAAUGCUGCUAACAGCAGACGAGGCACCAAUCACGGAAGCCAAGACAACUGAAAAGAGUAAGCACAAGAAUAUAUUGUUUGGUGAGCGUGGCACGGGUGGUAUAAUGUCAGGCGGCGUAAACGGUACAUGGAAAUACAAUCCCACUGUACCCAAUGAACUGCUGCCCUUCAAUUGGUGGUCCACGUCCAGCAUGGGUAUGGAAUACUUUCCAGAAUGGAGAAACAUACCGUCAUACAUGACAAGAAAGUUGAAGCCUUUCGAUAAACCAUUACAAAUACAGCUAAAACACAAAAGCAAGAAGAAGGAGUAA
Molecule: messenger RNA, 612 nt
Organism: Saccharomyces mikatae IFO 1815
Lineage: Eukaryota; Fungi; Ascomycota; Saccharomycetes; Saccharomycetales; Saccharomycetaceae
Gene: SUE1
Product: Sue1p
Exons: 1
Coding region: 1-612 (203 amino acids)
Cellular component (GO): mitochondrion
Source: RefSeq, a predicted model, not a curated record